This is a messenger RNA of Clupea harengus (Atlantic herring), 3254 nucleotides long. RefSeq lists its product as uncharacterized. The record is from RefSeq and is a predicted model, not a curated record. Lineage: Eukaryota; Metazoa; Chordata; Actinopteri; Clupeiformes; Clupeidae.
CAAGCACCCAACGAAAACUAGGCUAUAUGGGUGGACAGCAGGCAAUUUCUCAAAUACAUUUAAAAUAAUACUUGUGUGCUUUAUUUCAUAUUUCCAAGUAUUUGUGGGACCAUAGACGUUAACAAAGCCUUUUAGCCCUUUGCCUUUGUCCUUGCACGGGAAAUACGGCGGCACGUAUUCAUGUGACCAUAUUUAUCUUCUGAGUUAAACUCCAUCAUUUGAUUUAUUUGACUUUGACUCUGCUAUGGGUGUUGCUAGGAUAAGCUCCGUCCGGCAGGACAUUGUAACGUGAUUGGCUUGCAUCCCGCAGCUGAAAGCCAAUCAGAGACCGAUGCGGUUUAUGCUUGUAAAAUUAGCCUCCGCGAUCAGAGCGGGAGCAUCGCGGAAGCUCCUUUGCCCCUGUGCCCCGAUUGGCGAGGCUUCUGGGUUGGUGGCCGGUGGACGUGGUGAGGGACGCCAGAGAUCCAUCAGAGGACACGGGAUCGCCCGUGCAAGGACCGAAGCUUCACCCCCUCGCGGAAACAUGCGGACGAAACGCGGGGUUGCGCGAGGCACGUGAUGGCGGAGCCCGCAGAGGAGCGUGUGUACCGCUGGAGGCAGGCGCUGCAGGAAGGCUUGGAGUACCAGCGCGCGGGAGUGCUCCCUCUGUUGGGCAGCCCUCGCUACUGCGCCGGGACCAACACAGCCAGCGGCUACCUGUGCCAGAGCGGCCACUGCUGCGGAGAGUCUGGCUGCUGCUCCUACUACUAUGAGCUCUGGUGGUUCUGGCUGCUGUGGAGUGUGUUGAUCCUGUUCAGCUGCGGUUGUGCCUACCACCACCGCCAGGCCAAGCAGAGGCAGCAGCAGCAGCUGCAGCGGCAGAGGGACAUCAACCAGUCGGCCUACCAGCGCGCCCGCACCUACAGCGCCUCCAUGCUCGACCUCAGUUUCCUGGCCUCGCUGAAGCUCCCCUCCUAUGAGGAGGUGGCAGCCCAGCCCAGAACCCCGCCCCCUCCCUACAGCUGCGUGGGUUACCCACGGGGCACCGGCCACCUGCUGUCCUCCCAGAGCUCCGACAACUACACCAGCUGCUCCUGUGACUCCUGCUGCAACUCAUCCCCCUACAGCUACACCCCCUCCACAAGCCACGCCUCCUCGCCCGGCGACAGCGACCCAGGCCCCGUCCAGGUCCUUGCCAUUGCACAGAGCCCCUCCCCCAUCAACAGCCCAGACUCCGCCCCCACCCAUAGCCUCGGUGCAGCAGAGCCAGCCAAGAACAGCACCAGUAACCGCAGAAACCCCAGUCACGCCGGUUCCCCAAGCAACCCCGGUAACUCGGGUUACCUGAGUAACGCCAGUAACCCGGGGAACAGCAGUAACUCAGUUAGCGUCAGUAAGUCCAAGAGUAGCAGUAUUGAAGCUAACGUCAGUGAUACACAACAAGCCAGCCUGAGCAGCGUCGCUAAUGCUAACUGCACCAUAAUCUUACACCCACCUGGUGUGACGGUGGGAUUGAGCACAAACCAGCCCUCUUCUCCUCUCUCUCUGACCUCCCCUCCCCCUCUCUCCUCUCCUCUGCCGUUCCUCCCUUUCUCUGACCCGUUGGAUGUGACCACUGGGCAAAUUCUGGAGUCAGUGAAAGAAGUAUGUCCAAUGUCCGAUGACAGCCCCGCCCAGUCCCCGCCCCUCAGAACGGCUCUCUUGGACCCAGGCAGACGGGAUUCGGCGACCUCUGACCCAGAAUUGGACCAGAGCCACUUCCAGCAGCGUCGGCUGACCGGAGACUCAGGCAUUGAGGUUUGCCGUUGCCAUAUCGAACCAGACGAGCAGGACAACAUCAGCGCCCUGGACAACAGCCUCCAUGACGACGACAACUGUACGGCACGAGCCAAGGAAGUGUGUGAAGCAGGGGGCAAAGAGGCGGGGCCUGAUCCGUGUGGCCACUCCCCCAGCGUGCCCAAAGACGCUGGGGCAGACAUGGUGGUGAUUGCUAUGGAAACAGUCUGAAAAAAAAAACAGAAGUGAAGACUUCUGUGAACAGGAAGAGGAGGAGUCACCUGGUCACCAAGGAGCUCUCCAUCCUUUAUUAGAAGUAGAAUGACCAGCCGAUGCUAAUCAGAAAUGUAACGGUCAAUGAAUGCCUACUAGAGACAGAGGGGCCAACUGGUGGCAAGCAUACUCUGUUCUCUACAGAAUGGACAAUCACAGCCAAGUAUACUCUGAUUUGUACAAACCAACCUAUCAUAACCUAGCCUAAUGUUUUCCAUACGGUAUGGCCAAUCAGGAUGAAGUUCCUUUGCUCCCUAACGUGAGGCCAGUCACAAACAAAUGUAAAGCAGACCAGCCAAUCUCAAGUCAAGCUCACUGUGUUCUUUAUGAGAUAAUCAAUUCCAAACAAUGACUUUCAUGAGCACCCAGUUGCAGUUGAGACUGCCAUGUUCUCCUCGUUCCACCUGUAAAACUGUGUUGCAUGCUGGGACAGAUGGACAAACUUACAAUGGUCGUAGCAGACUACAAGAGAGGGAGCGUAGAAGCAAGCUAAUUUUACACGGGGCAGGGAGAGGCCAAGCUUCUACUGAACAAUUACACACAAACAGACACACACACAGACACACACACACACUUAUCUGUGAAUCAGAAUAUGACUGUUGGGUACUGUGUAAUGAUAUGACAUUUAGCAGUUUACGAUAAUAUUACUCUAAUAGGACAACAUUAACCUUCUUUUUGUAACGAGUAACCACUACAGGACCGCCACAGUUUGGUCUAGAGCACAUGAAUUGAGACUUCCUUCACUGCUGGAGACAACACUCUACAAGAACAGCCCGGUUCUGGCCUUGAUACCACCAGAGAUCAUCCUCCAGCCUGGGGCAAACUACAACCCCCCACCCCCCCCCAAACCCCACCCUCUGGAUGACGUUCACUACAUAUGCACAGUUGAACUUCCAGUGUGGCGAGAAGGAGGUAGAUGUUCUACUACUACUUUCUGCUGACCUACUCAAGCAGACUGAGAAGGACAUUGUUUUACCAGUAUAUUUUGGUGCUGUUCUUAGUUAUAAAGUCAGUGAAAUGAAUUAGGUUGUUAUUUUGAUCCCAUGUUGUCGUGGGGUUAAACAGAAUAUGAUUGUCACGUGUCAGUGUUGUGUUCCGCUAACCGCGUGCUAUUUCAUCAUGGCUGAAUGUGUCGGGCCCCUUCUCCACAACAUACUUAUCUUAUAAAGCUGACCAAAGUAUUGAACAUCUUUCUUUACUGAUACAAUAAACAGCUAAUGAUGGUU